UCAGUUAUUGGGCCGGCUGUCCCAGCGUGCAAUGCGCGAGCGGGAGGUUUGGAGUAAUAGGUGCUUCUGGAACAUGGCGAUUUGGCUGCCUUGGAGAACUGUUUCUAUCUCCUGACCCGUCGAGGAUAAUUUGGAUUGAUUAAAGGCCUCAAUUGGAAUCCCUUUGCAUUUGGAACUGGGUCAACACAGAGACUUGAUAUUAGGAUGGCUGGCAACCAAGCCAUGCCACUUAAUGAGCAAGCAAAAUUCUUGUGUUAUAAUGGAGAAGUCCUUGUUUUUCAUUUGUCCAAAGACGAUUUUGAAGAUUGUGAAAUGCCUACAGACACAUCUGCAUUAUAUGUCAAAAGGAUGAUAUUUGACAGAGAAAAAGGAACGUUUGUUCUGAUAUCCACGGGUUUUUUAAGCAUUAAGGAGAAAGCUUCACAUUUAAAAAUUCUGUGUUGUAAAUGUGUGUCAGAUUUCAAAACUAGAAUUAACCUCCCUUGCAUUUUGAUACAAUAUAAAAAGUAUAAUAGUAGAGAUUUCAGAUAUUGUAUACUGUUUCUUCACAAUCUGAAUAAAUUUGAAAAACAUUUGAGUUUUACACUCAAUCAUGCGUUGGACGAGAGCUUAAAGAUCUUUGAUGGUCCUAUAAUUUUUUGGCAAUAUCUCAACAAAUUCUUCUAUAUCUCUUCCCAAAUUGGAGAGGUUACUAACAUAUCAGUUACUCUUUCUUCUGUUGAGUGGGUAGGCGAGAUCGAAAAUUUUGGUGUAGGAUUUUUGGGGCUAGCAGAACCACCUGCGGCUGGUACCCAUAAGUUUUCAGAAUCAGAUUAUGAAUUUUCUGAUUCCAACCUUUGUGCAUAUGAUCUUAAAACUCAACAAAAAUUAAGCACUGGUUACCUUAUCCCUCUUGCUUAUAGUACUAUUGUAACUCACGUGCAUGUCCGUGCUGCUGAAAUGGUCGACAAUCAGCUAAGAAUGGCUCUGAUUGCCCUUACGCAAAAGAAUCAGCUCAUUUUGUUCCAAGAUGGCAUUCCCAUACGAGUAUGCCAGCUUCCAUUUGUAGAUCCUUGUUCAGUUCAAAUUCUCGAUUCCGGUAAGAGAAACAGAUUUUUCAUCGUGUCAUUCAACUCCAAGGCUUGUGCUGUUUCAGAAAAGAAAUUUAAGGUUGUUGCUAAGUGGGAACAACUUAGCUUAGUCUUGAUAAAUGAUUUUGUUGGAGUUGGAACUGACCAACUACUGGUCCUUUUUGAUGCGGCUCUGAACACAGAUCAACUGACUUCAUUUGCUAUAACAGAUUUUGUCAGAAUAAACUUUUCAACUGAACCACUGGAUUGCAUUGAAGACCCUUUUGCUGAAGAGGAACAUGAAAAUUAUUAUUUGGUACUUCCAGCACUGGAAGCACAAUUGGAAGCUUCAUUUGUUUUUCGUAACAAAUUACAGAAGCAUAUCUCACUUAAGGAUAAAUUUAUUGCAAACUCUUGGAAGAUUCUUUUAAACUCAAUUUAUGGGAACAUUGAUAUUACGUCAAAUGAUGAGGAGGACGAGCUUGUUCCAUUCUGUGAUGAAGAUGAAAACAGUAUCCAUACCCCUGAGGAAAAGUUAUCAGAGCAUUUUCAAGAGCCACAACAUAUUGUAAAGCAGACAUGGUGUCGCGUACUAGAUGAUGACUUAGUUAUUGGACUGAAAGUCACAUCUUUGAACCCCUCUUCCAAUGAAAUGACUUUAUCGCUGAUAAUGGAUCAAAGCAACAGGUCCACCUUUCAGCUUCUGAAGUGUCAAAGUCAGGUGACUAGGUUGAGUAUGUAUUCUUUUCCAGAAGCAGACGUGAAGCCAGUGGAAACAGGACCAGAGACAAAAAGGAUCAAGUUGACCUGUGGUAGCAAGGAAGAAGAAAACUCUUGUUGUGAACAAUUAUCUAAGAUAGAAUCUACCCACGUAAUUACUGCUGCCACGUCUCUUUCACCGCUUCUAGUAUUCAACAAACUGUGUUGCACUUUGCUGUUAAAUAUUAGUGACAGAGAUAGCGUUAAAAACACUGUGCAUGAUUAUGUUAUAUGUGGCAGCCUGGAUUUUAAUUUACAAGAUCUUUUUAGUACAAACCACCUACUGGCAUUCCCAAAGAAGCAAUCAAUAGAACAUACGGAAGAUCUUGUAUUGCUUCUUGCAGCAUUGCACAAAUAUUGUUUUCUUGUCACAUCACCUACCCAUGCCCCGAAUCUAAUGAAGAUAUGGCUCUUGAAACACAUGAAAUGUGAAAUAAUCAAUGGAUUUAGAGAAAUAUACCUUUAUAAAAUGCUCCGAAAUUGUGGGGCCCUCUUCUCUUGGGAGCCGAGAACAACAUUUGAAGGAAUUUUAACAGUCUAUUGCAGGAAUGAGGGAGCUUUGUUCCACUGUCUUGACCAACUGAUCAGAGUUCUCCCUGAAAGAUGUUUCUUCAGUUAUCUGAGAUUAGGAAAUGAGGCUUUCCUAAUGGGUCACUGCUUAUCCACUCUGGAAAAGGAACUAGUUACCUUUUGUUCUCUUUCCACUUCUGCCUUCGAGUAUGCUAGAGAUGGAGCUAUGCCUAAGACAAAUGAAACAAAUAGCCCUGCAGCUGCUUCAGAGGAAGAGGACAAGAUCUGUCUGCACAAGCAGGAAGUGCAGAGAGAAAGAAUGAUAAAGGACUUGAAUCUGAAAGUGAAUGGCAGCAGUUAUGUGCAGAUGACUUUGGCUUUAGCUGAGACUCAGCUGAAAUCAGACCUUAUUACAGAGAAACUGGCCAAUUUGUAAUUGCACUUUCAAAAUCUUGUUUUAGGAUAUCCCAGCUAUCAUGAAGUGUUUAAUUUGUUAUCCUUAUUUAAUAUAAAGAUUAAAACUUAUUAUAAUCCCUAGGA
Molecule: messenger RNA, 2858 nt
Organism: Arvicola amphibius (Eurasian water vole)
Lineage: Eukaryota; Metazoa; Chordata; Mammalia; Rodentia; Cricetidae
Gene: Fancb
Product: FA complementation group B
Exons: 9
Coding region: 205-2754 (849 amino acids)
Biological process (GO): positive regulation of double-strand break repair via homologous recombination; negative regulation of double-strand break repair via homologous recombination; interstrand cross-link repair
Cellular component (GO): Fanconi anaemia nuclear complex
Source: RefSeq, a predicted model, not a curated record